AUGCCUCGACGCGGCCAAAUAGGUCUCCUUGUGUUACACGGGCCGUCUCGUAAAGAGAAAACGGGAUGGCAUCUCAAUUCCCCGCUUUUCGUAUUCUUCGCCACCCUACGAGCAUGUCGCGCUGCAACCACAACCUCAAUCAGGAUCCUCGAGCUCCAACCCUGCGAAGGAACAGAUAUUAUCGCAUGCCGCCUCUCCGUCCUAGAGUCUGCUGGGGCUCUACCAUACGAGGCGAUCUCCUACGCCUGGGGCCGAGAGACGGACACGCGGGUUAUCAAUUGCGAGAACCGGAAGCUGCACGUGACCGCCAACCUCCGCGACACCUUGUGGAGGAUCCGAAUUCCUGUGGAGGUCAAAUUUCUCUGGGCAGAUGCCGUGUGCAUCAAUCAGAACGACAAUGAGGAGCAUGGGUUUCAGGUCCGGCAGAUGCUUUCUGUAUAUGCGAAUGCCGUGAGGGUGCUGGUGUGGAUUGACCUGCCGAGCUCAGCAUUCAAGAACUUUGAGGAUUUGUUUGAUUCUGGUUCUGAUGGGUCCGAUUUGGGAAAUGAGGAUACGGUGCCGAUUGGAAAUGCAAGUCGCAUUCUGAAUGAGCAUGUUGCGAAGUUGGAGGUUCCUAGAAUAAGAAUGGAAGAUCUGGAUCCCGACACGAGCGUGGUAGCGAGGAAAUCCAAUGUUUAUACGACGUUUCCUGCAAGAUCGAAAGAGUUGAAUGGAGAGGUGGACGACGACUAUGAUUUCCUGGAAAUGCUGGAGGUCACCCGGAAUAAGAAGGCCAGCGAUCCACGGGAUUAUGUCUAUGCGUUGCUGGGACAUCCGAGUGCCUCGAUCAAUGGGGUUCCAAUCAUUGAGCCCGAUUACAACAAGUCUCCAGAAGAGUUGUAUUUCGAGGUGACGAUGAAGAUCUUGUCGCAGAGCAAAAGUCUCCGAAUCUUAUCUGCUGUUCAGCAUGGCGAUGGGAGUCUGGAUGGAGAAUCCGGCUCCUGGAUACCCUCUUGGAGCCGCGGUUAUGAUGCAUCUGCCGGCAUGGCAGCGUUCUGGAAUCUAGUCGAGCCAGGUCGAUCACUGGAUGCCCACGGCUUUUUCCUUGAUGUGGCCGAAGAGUACAUCGAGACAGAAGAAUUGAGCCAUGGUAAAAGCGUUGUUCUAAAAGAGGUGGAUGAGUUGUUGUCAGAUGUCUUGCGUUUCAGGACGGAUAGCAAUGCUUCUCCUGAGGACAAACUAGCCGCCGUAGGCCAGACACUUACCGCCGGGUUCAGAAAUCAAGCUCCAGCGCAGUUUGCCGCCGAGUUCGCCGCUUUUCGGCUGUAUCUAGCUGAUGAGGCUGAAAAGAAAGGGAGAGAGACGAGUUAUGAAUUGUGUCCAGAAAGCAAGGAAGCACUCCAUCGCACUGCAAAUGGCAGGAGCGUAGAUGACAUGUACUGGGUUGCAUCUAGGUUCUGCACUGGCAGGAAAGUCUUUUGUACCAAGCAAGGCACGCUUGGUCUCGGACCUGCUCUUCUGCGAGAGGGAGACUUAUGCUGUGUUCUGUUUGGUGCUCGAGUUCCGUUCAUCCUGCGGAGAAUGAGAGAUAACUAUCAAUUAGUGGGAGAGUCUAUUUGCAUGGGAUUAUGA
Messenger RNA from Hyaloscypha bicolor E, 1611 nucleotides. RefSeq lists its product as uncharacterized. Lineage: Eukaryota; Fungi; Ascomycota; Leotiomycetes; Helotiales; Hyaloscyphaceae. Bases 1 to 1611 code for a protein of 536 amino acids. The record is from RefSeq and is a predicted model, not a curated record. The transcript is spliced from 4 exons.